Molecule: messenger RNA, 3240 nt
Organism: Peronospora farinosa
Lineage: Eukaryota; Oomycota; Peronosporomycetes; Peronosporales; Peronosporaceae
Source: the annotation of a GenBank genome assembly
AUGACGACCAGAGCGUGGAGCUGCUCCCGCUGUACAUUCAAGAACGAGGCGUGUGUGCAUCAAUGCGCCAUGUGUGACAGUGUACGACUUGCUGUAUCGCUUCCGAUUGGUUCUCCAUCAGUCGCUUCUAUUCGUAGCAUCAAGAAGAAGACAAACAUAAAGACGUCGCAGUCUCUGCUCUUUAGUGUCGGUAGUUCAGUAGACAAGGAACAGGAACGUCUACAGAAGAAGUUGCAGCAACUUAAGGAACUGGGUAUUGAGUUGCCAGAUGACGAGACGAUGGCGUUGCUGCAACGUAAUUGCUUUAGUGUCUCAGGUGCGGCCUCGGAGUACUUUGAUCGACGGACCAAGGAGGAUUCAUUGACUGCAGCUCCAGCAGAUAAGAGAGCAGAGCGUCGACUGGAAGAGCUUCUAAUGAAGCUGGGAAAAGAGGAGUUGAACUGUCAUGUGUUGGGCAAGAUGAUCAUGCAAGGCUCAGUGAACCGUCAGGGUGUGAAGCUCCAUGCGGGUGAGGAAUUACUGCUGCAGGCGGAAAACGCCGGUAAGAAAAGGCUGAGAUCGGGACUAUCGGCUACUUCCAUGGUAUCAGGCAUUGUGAGAAUUGCUACCAUGGAGCACUUGCAGAUUGGACGAUUGGAAAGGAAAAUGGAGCUAUUGCUGCAUCCGUUGAUGAAGAGAGGACUUGUGAAACUUGCAGGAGUGUGUGAGACGCCACCGGUGUCGUCCCAUAUGUUUGCAUCCUUUGAUUUGACGGUAUUCAUCUAUGUCAGUGUGAAGGCGUUCGACGUGUUCAUAGAGGGUGACCAGAACUUUUCCCUUUCCGAUCAAGUGUAUAGUUUACUGCAGAUUGUCCAGGGAGCAGACUCCUCCUCUUUGGAUGCGUUAGCUACGCGACCAACCUCUGAGGCGAAAGAUCCGUCGUUGCAAGUGAACCCGCAAGACCUUGAUACUCUUUUCUCCGAGUGCGUCGGAGCAAGCAGUCUUCACAACUCGGUUGAUGGUUUGAAUGAGGAUCCGUCGGAGCACCUUACACAGUAUCUGCAUUCUAUCAAGCUGCGAGAUCACCAGAAGCAAGCAUUGAGAUGGAUGCUGUGGCGAGAAGACCAAAUGAGCGAUGACGUCGGUGAGCAAGAGAGUAACGAUCCUAUGUGGGAGAAGCGUCAAUUCCGAUCCAAGAGCUUUUACUACGUGAACCCCUUCGAGAAAAGUGCGUCGUUAACUCGACCAGAACCUCCUGCCCCCUGCCUUGGUGGAAUUCUGGCGGAUGACAUGGGAAUGGGCAAAACGAUGAUGAUGCUUUCUCUAAUUGCUUACCAAAAGCACAUGGGCGAAGAAAGAUUGACCAACGACAAUAUCCCAACUCAGGCAAAACGGGAGGCAACAGGCAAGACUCUCGUGAUAUGCCCGUUGAGUUUGCUUCACCAGUGGAAAAAUGAAGCUUUGGAACGUUUUCUUCCUAACACCCUAAGCGUUUACGUGUACUAUGGCGACGAUCGUGGCACACGUACCAAGCUCACAAUGGCACCUUUCAGCAAGAAUGAUAUUGUUCUUACAACCUACGGAGUGCUGUCAGCCGAGUUUGGAAAAAACGGUCCGGUUGCGACGACCAAGUGGAACCGUAUCAUUCUUGACGAAGCCCACAGCAUAAAGAACAGGGCCACAGGCUACUUCAAGACGUGCUCUGCCCUAAAAGCUACGCAUCGAUGGUGUUUGACGGGCACUCCAAUUCAGAACACUUUAGAUGACGUUUUUGCACUGCUUUGCUUCCUCGAGUACCAGCCCUGGUGUCGAGUUGCGUGGUGGAAACGCGUGAUUACAAAACCGUACGAAGACGGCGACGAUGUGAACGCACUUGGCCGGCUAAAGGUGAUUCUAACGCCAAUACUGCUUCGUCGCACCAAGCAAUCGCGAGAUAAGCUGGGCAAUAUGAUUGUUCACCUUCCACCGAAGCACGUCGACUUGGUUAAAUUGGAGUUCUCCCCUGACGAGCGCACCUUUUACCAGGCAGUAUACGAUAAAAGCCGAGCAGAAUUUAACGGCUUUGUUGCGAGUGGCACAGCUAUGACGAGUUAUGUUGCCAUUUUCGCGCUGUUGCUCCGUCUCCGUCAGGCCUGCGACCACCCUUUGCUUGCACUCGGUAAAAAAUUCGAGCAUGCGUUGAAGCGUGAUGACAAAAAGGCAGGAGUAAACACAGCAGCACAGACCAGAUUAGCUUUCCAGCCUCAACAGAAUGAGAGCCGUGAAGCGUACUACCAGCGCAUUGCCGCACAACUGCAGACAGAUAUGCAGGCCAGCAACUGUGAACGGUUGCUUGACAACGGACAUGAUGUUUCGGACGACAAAGAAGGUAACUCGACAGGGGGGCUAACGGCCUCUUAUAUUCAGAAUGUGAUAGCUCAGGUCGAAGACGGCUUGGAAGCUCAUGAGUGUCCAAUCUGCUUGGACCCGCCGCGCAAUGCAGUGUUGACACCAUGCGCUCAUAUAUUGUGCGUCCAGUGCCUUCGAGAAAGUCUCUUAAACGACCCGGAAAAUGGCUGUCCCGUGUGCCGAGCUGUGGUCGACAUGGCGAAAGUUUUCAAGCUUCCGCCUCCUUCUGCUUCAAUGACAAAAGAUGAAAGCUCAGUCGAAAUGAAUACACCUGCUGUUGCCUCUGUGGCUGACGACGACGACGACGGCACGGGCUUCGAGUCUACCAAACUGCAGCAGCUGCUUCGCGAUCUGAAUGCCAUUAGGCUGGAGAACAAGAACGUCGAGUCGCCCGAACAAAAGCGAAAAGUGGUGGUCUUUUCGCAAUGGACGUCGAUGCUGGACAUGGUCUCUCUGCUGCUCUCGCGUCAUGGCUUUUCGCACUGCACGUUCAAUGGUGGACUAAACCAGGAGGCACGCGAGCGCGUAUUGACCAAGUUUGCCAAGGACCCGCACAUUGAAGUACUGGUCAUCAGUCUGAAAGCCGGUGGUGUGGGUCUGAAUCUCACAUGCGCAUCGGUCGUAAUCCUGCUUGAUCCGUGGUGGAAUCCUGGAGUAGAGGAGCAGGCCAUCGAUCGAGUGCACCGUUUGGGUCAGACUCAGGACGUGAUAGUGAAACGAUACGUGGUGAUGGACACAGUCGAAGACAUGAUUUUGCAGCUGCAAGAACGAAAAGAGCAAUUGGCAAAGCAUGUACUUGUUAUUGCCAAGACCCACGAUGAACGUCGCAGUGAGCGUCUUCAUAUCGACGACCUGCGCCGUUUUUUCCGGUAA